CCCAUUCCUAGGCUCACUCGUACCAUUUCGAUUAUUAAACCUCGGGGAUCUUUUUAGUUCUAGACAAGGUUCGUAAUUGUCAUUGUGUGUGGUUAUUUAUAUAUUGAGAGAGAAAGUAGGUGGCUGAUUACUGAGGAUAGCUUAAAUACCUACCUACCUAGGUGUAUAAGAAGUAUCACCACCACUACGAGGUGUAAACAUCGAUUGAAGUACCCGUUGAACGUUCGAUUGUUUCGGUAUUUGUACACGAGCACAACGAUACUCCAAACCUCACUCACCGAAGAAACAAGAGAAACAAAACAGCACAAUGUCUCUCGCACCCAAGUUCGCAGGCCAGAAGCUCUCCUCCAAGGAGUCCAGCUCCAGCAGCGGUUCGGCUUCGAAGCACACGCUCGAGAUAUACCUCGACUACGUCUGCCCCUUCUCGGCGAAAAUCUUCAACACAAUCUACAACGACGCCAGCUUCCGCAACGAUGUCCUGCUAGGCCAGUACGCCGACAAACUCGACGUCAUCUUCCGCCAGCAAAUCCAGCCCUGGCACCCCUCGUCGACCCUCGUCCACGAAUCCGCCUACGCCGUGCUCCGCCUCUCCCCCUCCUCCUUCUACGCCUACUCCGCCCUCCUCUUCGCCCACCAGCGCUCCUUCUUCGACGUCUCCGUCGUCAACGAGACGCGCAACCAGACGUACCGCCGUCUCGCCGCGCUGGCGGGAACCCUCGACGGCGUGGAUGAGGAGGCCGUGUACAAGUUACUUGAGAUCAGCGACAAGCCCGGGGAAGACGGGGCGUUGAAUUCCGGGAAUGGCGUCACGGAUGAUGUGAAGGUGCAGGUUAGGGCGAAUAGGAGGGUGGGUACGCAUGUUACGCCGACGGUUGUGCUCGAUGGGAUUGAGAAGGGGGAGGUUAGUAGUGGGUGGACGCGGGAGCAGUGGGUCGAGUGGUUGGGGAAGAAUGUCGUUUGACUGCACGAUGGGCAGAAGGAGGUGGCGAGGCUGUGAUGGGAAGAUGCGAAGGAGAAGAGUGGAUGUUAGGAGCGAAACCUAGAGGAUGAUUGAUGAACCAUUGGAUUCAAUACAUGACUUAAACUUGUGUACAUGAACAUGAAUUGGAACUGUUCCAUGAAGACCACACCUACCCAUCGAAAAAAUCAUUGAACAAGGAGAAAGAAAAGGCUCAAAGCCACAGACUACUACUUUGUAUACUGUAUGAAAGAGGGAAAUUUAUUUCUCGUUCCGCCUACA
Messenger RNA from Aaosphaeria arxii CBS 175.79, 1240 nucleotides. RefSeq lists its product as uncharacterized. The transcript is spliced from 2 exons. The record is from RefSeq and is a predicted model, not a curated record. The coding region runs from base 308 to 961 and encodes 217 amino acids. Lineage: Eukaryota; Fungi; Ascomycota; Dothideomycetes; Pleosporales.